Messenger RNA from Candidula unifasciata, 549 nucleotides. Lineage: Eukaryota; Metazoa; Mollusca; Gastropoda; Stylommatophora; Geomitridae. The record is from the annotation of a GenBank genome assembly.
AUGAAAACACCUGGAGAAACGUGCAGUCUUGUUCGGGAAGUGACACUACAACAGCCUGGAGAAACGUGCAGUCCUGCAGAGGAAGAAACACUACAGCAGCCUGGAGAAACGUGCAGUCUUGUACAGGAAGGGACACUACAACAGCCUGGAGAAACGUGCAGUCUUGUUCGGGAAGGGACACUACAACAGCCUGGAGAAACGUGCAGUCCUGCACAGGAAGAAACACUACAGCAGCCUGGAGAAACGUGCAGUUUUGUACAGGAAGGGACACUACAACAGCCUGGAGAAACGUGCAGUCCUGUACAGGAAGGGACACUACAGCAGCCUGGAGAAACGUGCAGUCUUGUACAGGAAGAAACACUACAACAGCCUGGAGAAACGUGCAGUCUUGUACAGGAAGAAACACUACAACAGCCUGGAGAAACCUGCAGUCUUGUACAGGAAGGGACACUACAACAGCCUGGAGAAACGUGCAGUCUUGUACAGGAAGAAACACUACAACAGCCUGGAGAAACGUGCAGUCCUGUACAGGAAGAAACACUACAAUAG